AUAUUUCAAGAUUUAUUCUACAUCGCCAAAACAUCGGAAAACUUAGAGCUGAAGUCUGACUUUCUGAGCGUGCUGAGAUCAUUUUUAAUCCACUAGUUUCCAUCCAUAAUUAAGGAGCUUCAUUUCUUUAUCACUUUUAUUAACGUGAUUUGCCAUCCUAUUAUAAUUCACAUGUGUUUUUAAAUAACCGUGUGGUUAUCAGAUAUUCAUCGAGAUGAAAUUAAUUCUCAUUCUGGUAGGAGUUGCCGUUUUGGCAAACUGCAGCAUCGCGGCUCCAGCGGGAGAGCAGAAAGAAGCACCCAUGGAGACGCCUCCUCCUGAAAAGCCUUCAGAAACCUCGGCACCAGGACUCCAGAAAACACCAAAACCGGAACCCAAGGAUGAGGAGCCAGUUUCCGGGGCAUUCCAGGGAGACAUGAUGCUAACAGAAGAACAGCUGAUGAAAGUUGAGGAGGCCAUCGAUGAUGAGAAAGCUGGUCGUAAGAAGAGAAAGGCUACAAAUAACGAAAGCCAACGCUGGCCAUACAAAAUCGUCCCUUACGUCAUUGAUUCGUCUUUAAGUGGAAUAUCUAGCUUGAUUCGCUCUGCCAUGGACCACUGGGAACAGAACACCUGUCUGAGGUUCGAACCCCGGACCUCGUCACACUCCAGGACGCUGAGGCACGGCUCGUAUAUCUCAUUCUUCCGAGGGUCUGGAUGUUGGUCGCAUGUUGGACGAGCCUACCCAAAUCAGCAACAGAUAUCUAUAGGACCCGGAUGUGGCUACUUUGGAACCAUCGUUCACGAAAUCGGACACGCCAUCGGGUUCCAUCACGAACAAUCUCGACCCGACAGAGACAACCACAUCAACGUCUUCUAUCAGAACAUCCAGUCCGGUCGGCAACAUAACUUUGCUAAAUACUCCUGGGGAACUGUGACGACACAGAAUGUUAACUACGAUGUUGGCUCAAUCAUGCAUUAUGGAGGCUAUGCCUUUUCUUCCAAUGGUCAACCGACUAUCACAGCCCGUGAUCCCCGACUCAACAGUCGCCUCGGUCAACGGACCGCUCUUAGCGCGGCCGACAUUGCACUGGCAAACCUCAUCUACGAGUGCGACAACGUCGAAGAUUGCUCCGACGCCGACGAAUGCCUGAAUGAGGGUUAUCACGACGAUGACUGCGUUUGCGUGUGUCCUGCUGGCUAUAGCGGCGACGUGUGCCAAGAUGGCGGACCAACCCUUCCACCAAUUAGUUGCUCCAACGUGUUCACCGAGACCAUCGGGGUGCUGACGUCUCCUAACUACCCCGGGGACUAUGACGAUGGCGCGACUUGCUUGUACCAGAUCGAUGGACCGGUAGGGAGCACUAUCGAACUGACAUUCAUCGACAUGAACAUCGAAACGGAGGCUCUGUGUCGCUACGACGCCGUCGAGGUUCGCAAAGACGACAUCAACGGUGUCGGAGAGAAGUUCUGUGGAAACACCUUACCCCCCAACCAGAUCUCUAGUAGCAACCAGAUGCUGGUUAUCUUCACAUCUGAUUUCAGCAUCACCUGGCGCGGUUUCAAAGCUACCUACGAAAUCGUGAUUGAUUCAACAACGAGGCCGCCGACGACGACGACGGCGGCAACGACCACCGUACAGACGACGACGGAAACAACCACACUGCAGGCAAUGACUGAUGACCCAGUGGUCGGUACUUGUGGCGGGGAAUUUGUUGAUGAGGAAGGACGUUUUGCAUCACCGAACUUUCCUAGUGACUACGAUAACAAUCUUGAAUGUGCGUACGUGAUCGAAGUGGUUGAUGAUCGUCGAGUUGAACUCAUGUUCGAGGACUUUGCUCUUGAGGACCAAGCCUCCUGCCAGUGGGAUGGACUCCUGAUUAACCUGGGAGAUGGUAUCAAAGUCGACAUGAAAAUGUGUGGUUCUGAGUAUCCAGCCGCUUCUUUGGUGUCAAUCGGUAGCAGGAUGGAACUUACCCUGAAGACAGAUGGGUCUGUUAGGGAUAGAGGCUUUUUGGCGAGAUACCGUGCAAUCGAUCUCUGAUUCGACGAUCGAAUAACUAAAGAACUCCUUCAAUUAAAAAUCAAGUUCAAGAUUGGAUUUUAAUACCACCAUGACCACUGUAGUCUACACGAUGCGAUCAAAGUCGCCCUUGUUAUAGGUUCAUUUUCUCAAACAAAAAGUUGAAUUGACUAUCACUUUAUGAUACCAAAAUCAUUUUUACCGGCGUCUAGUUUAAAUACUUAUUGGUAACUCAGGCCAUUUGUCAUUUUUUGUCUGAAAUUCAAUGAAAUUCUUCAUGAUUAUAAUGAAUUUUUACGAUUCGGAACCUGUCCAUAAAAUUGUGCAUGAUUGUUUUUUUUUCGAAACGUGGGACCUUUUUUCAAUGUGCUGGUAGGCGACUGUGGGCAAGGUGGGAAUUAAAUAUACUUUCUGUACAACCAUAAGGCUUAUAUAAGGGCAAUUCCAUUAAAUAAUCAACCUUUUUGUACGUCGUCCGACCCCCAUUUUUCUCAAGUCUUACUUCACUUUAUAAACUGACCAAGUCAUGGUCCCUUGAGAACAUUACUGACUGUCAAAAGAACAAGAAAUCAGAGACAGAAAAUUUCAGGAAGGCCCCACAUAUAGGGGAUUGGACGUACAUAUUUUAUGGAAUUGCCCAUAAGCUAUUUCUUUGCCAAUCAAGAAUUUGUCUGGUAUUUUAAUGUCUAUAUGUUUCUUAUUCAUCUCUAACAUGGACAUGGGACCCGUUUAAUGAAGACGUAGAACAAUGGUAGCUUUGUCACUAUGGCAACUAACAUGGUAACAUGACCCUACAGUCAACGAAAAUAAAAGUUUUUAAUAGUUACCAUAAUUACAAAAUGACAAUAGCCGUACAUCUUUAUGAAACGGGGCCCCCAGAGACAUAUUUUAAUGCUUAUUGUAUUGUAUAUAUUAUGUAAAUGCGCUAUUUAUUAACAAAAAAUUGUGACAUUUUGGAAUAAAAAUGAAUACAACUAAA
Lytechinus pictus (painted urchin) is the source of this 2981-nucleotide messenger RNA. RefSeq names its product protein SpAN-like. The record is from RefSeq and is a predicted model, not a curated record. Gene Ontology annotation, biological process: proteolysis. Gene Ontology annotation, molecular function: zinc ion binding; metalloendopeptidase activity. The transcript has 7 exons. Lineage: Eukaryota; Metazoa; Echinodermata; Echinoidea; Temnopleuroida; Toxopneustidae. The coding region runs from base 215 to 2023 and encodes 602 amino acids.